GCCCAAACUACUCCUCAAGCCAAGUCGCGCAGGAAACAUCGCGAGAUUGGUGUCGCUUGGUAACUGUACAUAACACAGCUUACAUGGAGAGGUCUGAGCGACAAAAGACUCAACUCAUCGCCAACCAGCCAUACGACGAGACUCUGGAUAUCAACGACUCAGAAGAGGUGGCCAGUUUGUACACACCUACUCCACGGCAAGCAGUCUUUAGGAACACAAGCCGACAGCAGCUGAAUACCAUGGCCAAAAGUGGCAGUGAUGAGUUUGAAGAUGGGACUAAGCAAAAAAAGAAACUUCCACGUGAAGCAAGUGAAAAUAAUGAUGAAGAGGAAGAGGAGGAUGAUGAGGACGAGGACGAUUCUGAUGAAACGGAGUCGGAUGAAGAUGACGGGGAGCCAGGUUCAGCUCCAGAAGGGGCAUAUGAUCCCGCAGAUUAUGACCACCUUCGUGUCACGUCAGAUAUCAAAGAACUUUUCCAGUACAUAACACGAUACACACCACAGACCAUUGAAUUGGACCAUAAGCUGAAGCCCUUUAUUCCUGACUUCAUUCCAGCCGUAGGCGACAUUGAUGCUUUCCUCAAAGUUCCUCGGCCGGAUGGGAAGGCGGACGGUCUGGGCCUGCUUGUGUUGGAUGAACCAUGUGCUAAGCAAUCUGACCCCACUGUGCUCUCCCUGUGGCUUUCAGAGAACAGUAAACAACACAACGUUGCUGAAGUGAAAGUGAAGAGUAUUGAGAACCCACAGAAGAACCCAAAAGCUGUAGAUAACUGGAUAGAGAGCAUCAGUGAACUACAUCGCUCCAAACCACCAGCUACUGUACACUACACCAGACCCAUGCCAGACAUCGAUACACUGAUGCAGGAGUGGCCACCUGAGUUUGAGGAGCUUUUGGGCAAGGUGAACCUCCCCACAGCAGAUAUUAACUGUGACCUUGCAGAGUACAUUGACAUAAUUUGUGGUAUCUUGGACAUUCCAGUGUACAAGAACCGAAUCCAGUCUCUCCACGUCCUGUUCACACUCUAUUCUGAAUUCAAAAACUCACAGCACUUUAAGAACUUGGCAGAGGGUCGCAAGUCCAACAUGUCAUCCACUCAACAUAUUGCUACUGCAGACGCUGAAACAUUCAUUUUAGAGUGAUCUUUCUCUCUGUCUCUCUCACUCUUUUGCUCUCUCUUUCUCUGUAUCUCUUCUUGUCUCUCUCUCUCUCUCUCUCUCUCUCUCUCUCUCUGUCUCUCUCUCUGACGCACACACACACACACACACACACGUGAACCCACAGAGACCAUCCGAAAGUGCUGUUAAGUCUCUGAAGCCACUCCACCCCCACUCCUCCCAUUACAAGUGGCAGCAGCAUCAAUUUCAUUUCUCUGCAGUCUGUAAUUUUUUAUUAAGAAAAUGUCUGUAUAUUUGACCUUUUUACCAAAUGCAUGUAUAGCUAGAACUAUUUCUUUAUGCUGUGGUAUUUCCAAAUAAAGAGUUUUCCCCCUCA
This is a messenger RNA of Ictalurus punctatus (channel catfish), 1491 nucleotides long. Its product is annotated as intraflagellar transport protein 46 homolog. Gene Ontology annotation, cellular component: motile cilium; centrosome; intraciliary transport particle B. Gene Ontology annotation, biological process: cilium assembly; intraciliary transport. Lineage: Eukaryota; Metazoa; Chordata; Actinopteri; Siluriformes; Ictaluridae. The record is from RefSeq and is a predicted model, not a curated record. Bases 84 to 1139 code for a protein of 351 amino acids. The transcript has 12 exons.